GACCCUAAGCGAUGAAAAUAUUAGUAUUUCCUUGCCCCCUGAGGGUCUCCCAAUGAUAAGAAAAGUGGCCAAUGGCGUCUCUGAACUUUGAGACAAAGUCGGACCCCGAGAGAAGAGUCGAAAGUCGUCAUCUAGGUAUUUAUUCGAUGACAUGCUCCGUGCAGCAGCUGUAUCCUUCUCUUCUCUUCUCUUCUCAUCCACGUCAAACCUUCAGCGUACCACGCUAAUAAACUCACCCAGCAAACAAAAACACCAAGCCUAUUCGAUCAUGGACACGUCAAUGUCUUCAGGCUGGCCGGGCAGUCAAGGUUACCAAGUCGCCAUCGAAGUUCAGGGAAAUGAUUUCUUUCACGUCGAGUUGACGAAGCUCAAGAAAUACCCGAAGCUUUACAGGCUCAUCACCUAUCAUGCUGCGACAUCAUAUCCCUACGGCUAUAUUCACAACGGCAUGACAUAUCCCUCCUACCAUAACGGACCUCAGUACUGCAUCAAUUUGCACAAACUACCUCAAGGUUCCGGACACAUGCUGUGGGAGUAUCUGUCAUCUGGGGCGUUUACUCGUCUCCGGGGCUAUCAUUCCGAGAGAACGCAAGAAUGGUACUUUAAAGACAUUUUUCACCUACAUAAUCUUGCAAACCAGUUCGACAUGGAGGACCUCAAGUCGGAGUCCGCGAAAGAGAUCUUCCGCAAGGCUCAAGAGAUGGGCCUCAUGGAACUAAUCAACCUCCUUGAAGAAUUGAACUACCAGUCUGACUUGUUCCCAAGUCUUUCCGUAUACUUGGAGAAGCGACUGGUUGGUUCCGCUUUGGAUUACUGUCAGAGAGGCAGCCAAAGGGCACUAGCCGAACUACAGGCCCAGCCAUCACUCUCAGUCGCUCAGAUACUCUUGAAAGCACUCAUAGAAAUUAGCGAAUCUGGGUGCAAUUUGGGUGAACAGAACUCCAUGGUAGGCGAGGUCUAUAGAAGGAAGGUCGCUGAGACAACGGCUGCUUCUGAUAUUCUCGGCUGGGAUGAGCCCAAGGUUCCCGAUACGAGGUGGAUCAACCCGAAGGGUGAAAUGGCGGGAGUGAGAAAGUCAGGUGGUAGUCAAUUCUUCGGUGCCGCGGCCAAGCAUGCGACCAGAAGGGAGAAAAGUAACUUUACUGAACCGCCAUUUGAGCGAGCAGCCGUGCGCGAACCAACUUUGGAUAUUCCCGCUACGUUGGCUUAUUCUCAGCCGCUUCCCUUUUCUAGCGCCUCUUCGGUUAGAAGUGAUAUACCUGUGCCCCCCACGCCAUCCAGAGAUACAUCGACGACUUCGAGUCGUGGAAGCAUCCCUUACACUCCCUGGAUACAAAUGGAUUUGGAGGCUAUGGGUCACCCAGAGCUGAAGAUUCAUCGACAACGAAUGCCUCAUGCGGCCUACCAGGGGAACCUGCCGCAGAUGAAACACGCUGCUUCGAGCGAGAGACCGGCUCCCGGUCCUUCAACUACACCAGGCGAAACUUUGUUGGAAACAGGUGCAGACAAAAAUGACGAUACUGAAGAUGAGGCUACAGAAGCUUGUGAUCGACCAGUGACAUCAACUGGAGGGAAAUGUACCCGAGAACACGAUGACCUCCUUUGACACACCUGGGCGAUCGUGUAGAUGUUCUUCGCAUACCUUGGACGGCAGCCCUGUUCCAGUUGAAGGGCCCAUGGAUUGGGAUACCGAACAUGAUCAUGACUCCUAGACACAGUCCUUGAGAUUUGGUUAAGACCUGUGGUUGGAAAAACGGAUAUACAGCGUGAGAUGGAUUACGGGAAAAGGUUGACUCGGAACCUACGAUGCAACGAGAACGAUAGUCUGGGGAUUCCAUUUGAUCUUUUCAGUACUUUCUGUAAGACUCCCGCAUGGUGUAUUCUGGUGGAUCUGGUAACUGUAGAUCCUGUAUGAAUGACUGCCACCUAUAAGGUUAAGCUUUAUGCUGCGAACAUAGGUGAUGAACGAGAAAAUGAUGUACUGUUGAUCCUGAG
Messenger RNA from Fusarium verticillioides 7600, 1995 nucleotides. RefSeq lists its product as hypothetical. The record is from RefSeq and is a predicted model, not a curated record. NCBI's taxonomy places the organism in Eukaryota, Fungi, Ascomycota, Sordariomycetes, Hypocreales, Nectriaceae. The transcript is spliced from 2 exons. Bases 152 to 1606 code for a protein of 484 amino acids.